UCUUCUCUCUCUUCCUAUUUAUUAUCCCCUAACCUUAAACCCACAGAGAUAAAUUCCCGCUGCGUUUCCCCAUUGCUGCUGUAAAAUUAAGCUCGAGAAGCGGAUGGAGCAGGGCUACAAUCCCCGGACCGUUGAAGAAGUGUUUAGGGAUUUCAAGGGCAGAAGAACUGGACUCAUCAAAGCCCUCACCGCAGAUGUUGAAGAAUUUUUCCAGCAGUGUGAUCCUGAGAAAGAGAAUUUGUGCUUGUACGGGUUUCCAAAUGAGCAAUGGGAGGUCAAUUUACCUGCUGAAGAAGUACCUCCGGAACUCCCUGAGCCUGGAUUGGGAAUCAACUUUGCUAGGGAUGGGAUGCAAGAAAAGGACUGGCUAUCUCUAGUUGCAGUCCACAGUGACGCAUGGCUACUUUCUGUUGCCUUCUACUUUGGUGCUAGAUUUGGAUUCGAUAAAGCUGACAGGAAGCGGCUUUUCAACAUGAUCAAUGAUGUCCCUACUGUGUUCGAAGUUGUGACGGGUGCUGCCAAGAAACACCAGAAAGAAAAAACUCUAAACAACAGCAGCAACAAGUCGAAGUCCAACUCCAAACCGCGAAUGAUGGAAAGUACUCAGCCAAAGUUCUCACAUCCACAGCCAAAGGACGAAGACCCAAAAGACGACGACGAGGUCCUAGACGAGGAAGACGAGGAUGAGCAUGGGGAGACACUAUGCGGCGCCUGUGGGGAUAACUAUGCAUCGGACGAAUUCUGGAUCUGCUGCGACAUAUGCGAGAAGUGGUUCCAUGGCAAAUGCGUGAAGAUCACCCCUGCCAGAGCCGAGCACAUCAAGCAGUACAAGUGUCCUUCGUGCAGCAACAAGAGAGCCCGCCAGUAGCCUUAGCGUAGACUUCGAACCCUUAGAGGUCUGUAACUUUUCCAAGACUAGUCAAUUUAUAUCCCAUUCCUUGUUUUAAGUUAUCAAGCUGUGAAUGUUAACUUUUUGAUUGGGGAUUUUGUUUAUUCGUAUAGUAUCAGCUUCUUUUUCA
Messenger RNA from Salvia hispanica, 1019 nucleotides. Its product is annotated as PHD finger protein ALFIN-LIKE 3-like. Gene Ontology annotation, molecular function: histone binding; transcription cis-regulatory region binding; transcription coregulator activity. Lineage: Eukaryota; Viridiplantae; Streptophyta; Magnoliopsida; Lamiales; Lamiaceae. Gene Ontology annotation, cellular component: nucleus. Gene Ontology annotation, biological process: regulation of DNA-templated transcription. The record is from RefSeq and is a predicted model, not a curated record.